AUGGUUUGGCAUGCUUCUAACCAACAUGUAGAUGGUAGUAUGGUGCAUCCUGUUGAUAGUGAGGCAUGGAAACAUUUUGAUCGCACCCACUCUUGGUUUGCAUCUGAUCCAAGAAAUGUUCGGCUUGGAUUAUGUACUGAUGGAUUCAAUCCUUUUGGGCAACGGUCUAAACCGUAUUCUUGUUGGCCCGUAAUUGUUGCAGUUUACAAUUUACCUCCAUGGAUGGCAAUGAAAAAACCUUACAUGUUUCUGAAUAUGGUAAUUCCAGGUCCUAAAAGCCCUGGAAAAAGCUUGGAUGUUUUUUUGAGGCCUUUGAUUGAUGAGCUGAAAUUGUUGUGGCAUGAAGGAGUUUGGACUCAUAAUGCUAAUUCUAACCAAAACUUUCAAAUGAAAGCAGCAUUGUUAUGGACAAUAAGUGAUUUUCCUGCAUAUGGUAUGAUAUCUGGAUGGAGCACACAUGGUAGAAUGUCAUGUCCAUAUUGUAUGGAAAAUAGUAAGGCCUUUAUACUUCAGCAUGGUGGGAAGCCAUCUUUUUUUGAUUGUCAUCGUCAAUUCCUUCCUAUUAACCAUCCAUAUCGAAGACAGAAAGAUAAAUUUAGAAAAGGUUUCAUAGAAAAAACUCCUCCACCUUCUCGUAUGGCAGGUGAUGUUAUACAACAUCGGGUUAAUUUGUUGAGUGAUGUUGUGUUUGGAACAACUGCUGGCAAGCAAACAAUACCGGGGUUUGGAGUACAGCAUAACUGGGUGAAAAAGAGUAUAUUUUGGGAGCUUCCAUAUUGGCAAUCAAAUUUACUUCGACAUAAUUUGGAUGUUAUGCAUAUAGAGAAGAAUGUAUUUGAUAACAUAUUCUACACAGUUAUGGAUGUGAAUGGCAAAUCAAAGGACACUAUCAAGGCAAGACAAGAUUUGAAAGUCUAUUGCAAUCGUCCCGAGUUAGAAUUGUUGUAUAAUAAUGGUAAAGUGUACAAACCUAAAGCCACUUAUUCUUUGAAUAAAGAACAGAAACGGUCAAUUUGUCAAUGGCUUAAGGAUUUGAGGUUGCCUGACGGUUAUGCUUCGAACAUUGCUCAGUCUGUUAGUGUGAAUGAUUGUAAAUUUUAUGGAUUAAAAAGCCAUGAUUGCCACAUAUUGAUGCAAAGACUGAUACCAAUUGCAUUUCGUGACAUAUUGCCUAAAGCAGUUUGGGAUGCUUUGACUGAGUUGAGUCAUUUUUUUAGAGACAUAACUGCAACCACACUCACAGAAGAAAAUUUGAAUAUCUUAGAAAAAAAUAUUGUUGAGAGCAUUUGCAAGAUGGAGAAGAUAUUCCCACCCGGUUUCUUUGACUCAAUGGAGCAUUUACCUAUUCACUUGGCAUACGAGGCAAAAGUAGGUGGACCUGUGCAAUAUCAUUGGAUGUAUCCCUUUGAACGAUACCUCUUUGACUUGAAGAAAAAAGUCAAAAAUAAAGCUUCUGUUGAGGGUUCAAUUGUUGAGGCAUAUCUUAUUGAGGAAAUUUCAUCUUUUUGCUCACAUUACUUUGAGCCAUCUAUCUCGACAAGACUAAAUAGAGUCCCAAGAAAUGAUGAUGGUGGACAUGUAGAACCUAUGGGACGCCUUUCGAUUUUCACUCAUGCAGGUCGACCUUUUGGGCAGUUGGAACAUGGCAGAAUGUUGUCAAAUGAAGAGUACUGUGCAGCACAUUUAUAUGUGUUAUUGAAUUGUCCUGAAAUUGAUCCGUUUAUUGAGAUUUUUGAUUCUCAUUUUCGAGAAACAAUACCAAAUAUCAGCGAUCAACAAAUUGAGCAAAUGCGAGAGCAAGAACUGGCUAAUUGGUUAAAAGACUAUGUGGGAAGGAACGAAGUUGAUAACUGCAUUUAUCAAAUAGCUCAAGGGCCCAGUCGAAAAGUACAAUCAUAUAAAGGAUAUUUUGUGAAUGGAUUUAAAUUUCAUCGACAUGAUUAUGGCAGAGAGCGAAAAACAUUAAAUAGUGGUGUAUGGGUCAAAGGAAGUUGUUAUAAUGAAUAUGAAAGUGAUUACUAUGGCUUGCUGAAUGAGAGGGGUAAGGGUCCAUCCUCAACAUGGUCUUGUGGAAAUCAAUGUCAAAUUAAGGCUAGCAUCAUCUGA
Manihot esculenta (cassava) is the source of this 2106-nucleotide messenger RNA. RefSeq lists its product as uncharacterized. NCBI's taxonomy places the organism in Eukaryota, Viridiplantae, Streptophyta, Magnoliopsida, Malpighiales, Euphorbiaceae. The transcript has 5 exons. The record is from RefSeq and is a predicted model, not a curated record. Bases 1 to 2106 code for a protein of 701 amino acids.